AUGGGGGUUGAUGUGAUUGCAUCCAAUGCCGUGAUCAGCGCGUGCUUUCAGUGGACACUUUCGCUGUCCUUCAUGGUCUCGUUGUGUGCCUUGCGCGCAGCCAGCGCCAGUACAGUAAACAUGUCUGUGGCUUCCCUGCUGGGUCGCUGGCAGUGGGCCUUGCAGAUCAUCAGGCGGGCCAAGAUAAAGGAUAGCUUCACGCAGGGCACACUCAUGAGCAGCCUGGAACGCUCAGCUUGCUGGAGUAGGGCCAUGAAGCACAUUGACCGGGCAAAGAGUCAGGGAGAAGCCCUUGAGACCGUCACCUUGAACAGCGCUUUGAGUGCCAUCAGUGCUGGCGAUGAUCUGGACCGCUGGAGGGUGGCAACUGGGCUCCUGGAAUCCUUCGCCACCCAAGCCGAGAUUUUGACCUGGAAUGCAUGCCUUUGCGCCUGUAGCAGGUGCGCCCAGUGGCUUGCUGCUCUCGGCUUCUUCCUGCAGCUCCAACAGCGCUCAUUGGAAGCAUCGCGCGUGACCGAGGUCACCGUGCUUGAGGCAUGUUCUUCAAGGGCUCCCUGGCCGCACUGCAUCGCCUUGACCGGUGCCGGUCCCACCGCCGCGCUGAACGCCGCCGCGGCGCGCGUGAGCCGCGCAGCGGCGGCGUCCGCGGCGCAGCUGGGGCUGCUAGGCCGGCUGAGGCAUAGCCUGUUGAAAGACUUGGACAAGGAGCAGCCGUGA
Messenger RNA from Durusdinium trenchii, 717 nucleotides. The record is from the annotation of a GenBank genome assembly. NCBI's taxonomy places the organism in Eukaryota, Dinophyceae, Suessiales, Symbiodiniaceae.